This is a messenger RNA of Gaeumannomyces tritici R3-111a-1, 3080 nucleotides long. RefSeq names its product transcriptional regulator Ngg1. The transcript is spliced from 2 exons. Gene Ontology annotation, molecular function: transcription coactivator activity. NCBI's taxonomy places the organism in Eukaryota, Fungi, Ascomycota, Sordariomycetes, Magnaporthales, Magnaporthaceae. Bases 227 to 2611 code for a protein of 794 amino acids. Gene Ontology annotation, cellular component: SAGA complex. The record is from RefSeq and is a predicted model, not a curated record. Gene Ontology annotation, biological process: regulation of transcription by RNA polymerase II.
CGACGACGCUGUCCAACGCGGCCAACAGUAUUCAUCUAUCAUUCAUCGAAAGGGCUCACCCCCAUCGAGCGACGAGCACCAUCUGACUGCAGCAUACGCCAUUGAAGCUGCUCUCUGCCUGGGUCGCCCUGUGACGCACCACGAGGCGCGCUAGCGCUGGAUUCCCAGGCUGACCAGACCACCACGAAACGCCCUCUCUCACUCCGACCAGCCCGCCGCCGACAGGAUGCCGCCAGCCUCUAGCCAGAAGGGCACCAGCAAGAAGGGCGCCGGCUCCAUAGCGCGCAAUCGGAGCCGCAAUACCACCCCAAGCAUCAGUUCCGCUGCCGCCGCCGCUGCCGCCACCCCUCAGCCGUCGCUACUGCCGCCCGUCGAAACGAUCGAGACCGAGUUCGUCGAGCUCAAGUUCGAGAUCCUGCGCAACAUCACCUAUGAGGAUCUAUUCGACCAGGGAGCGGGCGCGGCCAGCCCCGUCAUCCCCGACUCGCGCGCCCUCGACCACAUCGGCAACCGCCUGCAGCGCCUGCAGGAUAUCGUCGAGAAGAGGGGCGUCAGCUGCGACCGCGGCAUGCGCCUGCUCUCCAGCAAGCGUAGCGAUCGCGUGGAGAUGGACCGCAUCAGGGAGGAGGAGCGCCUCCAACGCGAGGCCGAAGGUGCGGCCCAAGAAAGGCGCGCCAACAAGAAGAAGCGAAAAGAGAAGGAUAGCCUGGCGCCUCAUGACACGAAUAUAGAACGGUCUUCCCCUCUCCGCGAUCCAAGCAGCAAAGUCAGGAAAGCAUCAAGGGACGACUCGUCCAACUCCUCGCUGUCGCCUCCCAUCGAAACCAUGUCGCCGAGCGCCAUGGAGGUUGACGAAAAAACGAAAAAUGCCAAGGAUGAUGUCAAGGAGGAAGAAGAGGAGGAGUCCUCGGACGAUGACGGCGCGCCUCCCCCGCGACCAGUACCAGCAAACCAGACCUUCGGCGAGGACCCCUCAACAUUCCCCGACCCGACCGUGUACGAGAUCCUGCCCGUCACGGACGGCAUGAGCCACGAGGAGAUAUGCGAGAUAUACAGCGUGGCAACAUAUCCCAAGAGCGAUCUGGCAGACCUGAUAGCGGGCGACCCGCCCGACAAGGAUUUCAGCAGUGGUAAAGCCUCGAACCAGAUCAACUUCAGCACCUUUUCGACCUACACAGAGCCAUACUUCAGGCCCUUCAAUGAAGAGGACCUCACCUUCCUCCGCGAGCGCGGUGAUCGCUCCACCUUGUUUGACAUGCCCAAGCGGGGCCGCAAGCACUACACGGAAAUCUGGGCCGAGGAGGAUGGCGCCAUGGCGGUCGACUCGGGAGCCGGCGCGCGCGACAGGCUGCCCGCAAACUUGCCGCGUGGUAGCAUAGAACACAUGAACGAUAACGUUGCCGAGACCGACAAGCUGUCCGUCGGCCCUCUCCUAUCGCGUCUGCUCUGCGCCAUGCGCCCUGAGGGACGCACGCAACAGCCAGACGGGGACGUCAAGCCUCUUGUUAACGGCGACUUCACUAACGGCGUCGGCACCCCCGGCCCCAGCGUCGACGACGGCAGCUUCUCGGGCGGCUUCGAGAUCUCGGCCACGGGCGAGCUCGUGCCCAUCGGCGGCACUCCGGCGCCGGCUCCCGUCGUGAGCCAGCCCAGCUUCAUCUCUGACGCGCAGAUGAACGGCAUGUUUAACGGUGUCGAUCCCCUGGGCGGCAUGGGCAUGGGUAUGGGCAUGGGCGGCGGCAUGUUGCCCAACAGCCAGAAGCCGCCCGCCACCUACAUGCCCGAGUCCUCGUCGGAGGCGUGGAAGAAGGCGUCGCACCCAAAACUAGACUACGCCCAGGUCGAUGAGCGCCUCAAGCAGGAGUUGAGGCACAUCGGCUUCCUCCCUCUGACGGACUCCAGCGGUCCCACGGCCGGGGCUGCUGGCGGCGGGGCUGCCGCUAACGGCAUCGUCGUGGGCGGCAGCGGCGGGGCCGGCUCGGCGGGUGCGGUUAACGGAAGCAACGGCCAAUCCUCGUCCUCGGGAGGCGGCGCAGCUAAUGGCGCGGCCAACUCAGCCGCGGCCGCCGCAGCGGCGGCGGCGGCGGCGGCGGAUGCCUCCAUGACGGCCGACUACGACGGGGGCUACGAUGACGAGGUGGCGGCGCGGCUACGACUCCUCCAGGCGCGGCUCCGCGACCAGAUGCUCGUCAACGGGGCGCGCAAGGCGCGGCUCAUGGAGCUGGUGCGCGAGCGCAUGGCGCACCAGGAGUACACCACCAUCCUCGAGGACCUCGACACCCAGGUGCAGCAGGCCUACCUUAAGCGGAAUAGGACCAUGGGCAAGGGAAAGGCCAAGAAGAACAGGCCCGGCGCGGCCGCGGCGGCAGCCACCAACGGCGCCGGCGGCGCAGCCGGCAUGGCGCGUCCGGGCAUCGGCGACCACGCAAAGACCCUCAUGGAGCGCCGCCGCCGCUGGAUCGACAACAUCGGCCCCAUCUUUGAAGACGAUAAGAUAAAUAGGGUGCCCCGCGCCGCCGACGGGCCCGAGAGCAGCAUCUUCCAGCCAGAGGUCAUGGCGUCCCUGGUCAAGCAGGAGAAGGACACGUGGGACGAGGAGGCCGAGGAUUGAGGUGGACAGAUGCUGGUUUUUUUUUUCUUUCUCGGUGGGUUGUAUUUUUCCUGCAUUUUCUCUACGUCAUUUCCCUCCCCAUCCCGGUUCCCAUCGGAAUUUCAAAACUACAACGGUUAUUUGGUUUCUUUUCAUGCCCUAGUCUGGCUGUCGGCCCAGGUAUUGGGUGGUAGCCGUGGCAUUUGCUGCUCGGAGUCUCGGCGUCUGUCUGAUUUCUGUGUUCCUGAAAGAUGGGGGGUGGAGGAAGUAUAUAGAUGCCGGUCACGGAUGGCGCUCUCCCCUCCCUCGAAGCCUAGCCUUCACGGUGUUCCGAGGAAGACGCAAUGGAGUGGCGUGGAGUGGAGGCCUGGACGGAAGCAAGGUAUCGCCAUCUAUUAUGGGUGUCGGGAAUCCCGACCAUGAACAUGAACAUUUCGAAAAUAAGCGUCGCCGUCGGAAACGUGCAUGCCAACGUGUCCAUGUAGGUGGU